AUGAGUUUAAUACUGUGUGAAUACAGAAGAUAUGUCCCCAAAGCUGCCAAGAUCCUUCUCAUUUCUGUCACAUGGUUCUGUAGUUUUGGUGGAAUCUCCACCAGUGAGUCUCCCAGAAUAGCUUCUUAUUUUGGAACAAAAACCAGAUAUGAAGAAGUCAAUCCAUUUCUGCUGACGAAUCCAUUGCUGGUUUCCAGAAAGAAUGAUCUUCUGCCCAAUACUUGUACACCUCUUCAGGUAGUGUCAGUGAUCAGACAUGGUAGGAGAUAUCCAACUCAAAAACAAAUAAAGAAAAUGAAGAAAAUGUAUAACUUAAUCAAACAAAGUGAAAGCAAUUCAGAGCUGGUGAAGGAGCUACAGAGCUGGAACAUGUGGUAUGAUGAGUGGAUGGAUGGUCAGCUGGUAAAGAAUGGAGAGGACGACAUGAAGAAUUUAGCCCAUAGAUUGGCUUCUCUCUUCCCAUCUCUUUUCACCUCAGACAAGCUCGAGCAAUGUAAGAUGUCCUUCACCACCAGCUCUAAGCAUCGAUGUGUAGACAGCACAAAAUCUUUUAUCAAAGGACUGACCCACAACUACCUCCGACUCCCAGAACUGACAGAUACUGAGCAGGACGAUACAACAUGUAGAGAACCCAUGGUGAAUGAUACUCUCAUGCGUUUCUUUGACCACUGUGAGAAGUUUGUGGUCCAGGUGGAGGACAAUGACACAGCAAUGCAUGAAGUGGACAAGUUUAAAAUUGGACCAGAAAUGCAGAAUGUAAUACAUAAAGUUGCUACUCUGUUAAGUGUUCCUAAGGAUCAACUAAAUGCUGAUUUAAUCCAAGUAGCUUUUUUUACCUGCUCAUUUGAAUUGGCCAUUAACAACAUUGUGAAUUCUCCUUGGUGCCGUCUGUUUGAUGAAGAAGAUGCGAAGGUCCUAGAAUACCUAAAUGACUUGAAACAGUACUGGAAACGUGGCUAUGGCUUUGAUAUUAACAGCCGGUCCAGCUGUAACCUGUUCCAGCAUAUCUUCCAGCAUCUGGAAACUGCAGUCUCUGAAAGCAAAAGGUACUGUUAUGGUUUUGUCAGUUCAAGCAUACUUUUUUAA
This is a messenger RNA of Staurois parvus, 1086 nucleotides long. The record is from the annotation of a GenBank genome assembly. Lineage: Eukaryota; Metazoa; Chordata; Amphibia; Anura; Ranidae.